CAACAAAUCCCGCCUCCCUGUUGCCAUAACGACGUUUGAUCGACGUGUGCCAAGCUCCUCCCCACCGUCCCAACGUCCAACAAAACAGGGGAUAGUGUGACAAGCUGUGGGAUCGCGGCUACCCGCUCUCCCUCAGCCGGUCGUGUAGCGGCAGAAAACAGCACUCACCGUUAUCGUGUGCAUGCGUUGCAAGACUGUUAGAGAGAACGUUCACCUGGCCUCUCGCAACAUGUCAGCCGGCGGGACUAGGCCCAAAUGUGUUCUUAGAGCCACUUAGCUCGGCCAAACGAGAACGGCAGACAACCAUAUCUACUACAGAACGGAGGGCACAGCGGUGUACCAAAGGGGACCGGUCGGAGGUGGUCCGGCAACCUCUCGUCUACUUGGCACUAGACUCAGCUCUCCGGACAUUAUGAAGAUGGUGCAAUGUGCGGGCUGCGACCGUCCCAUUCUGGACCGUUUCCUGUUGCACGUUCUGGACCGUUCGUGGCACGCCAAGUGUGUCCAAUGUUGCGAGUGCAAAUGUAACCUGACCGAGAAAUGCUUCUCUAGAGACGGAAAACUCUACUGCAGGAACGACUUUUUCAAGAGAUACGGUACAAAGUGUGCAGGAUGUGCUCAGGGUAUAUCACCCACCGAUCUAGUUAGGAGGGCUAGAAGUAAAGUAUUUCAUCUAAAAUGUUUCACAUGUCUCGUAUGUCGGAAACAACUGUCUACGGGAGAAGAACUUUAUGUACUAGACGAGAAUAGGUUCAUUUGCAAAGAUGAUUAUUUGAACAGCAGGCACAGCCAAGGGGUUUUGAUGGCCAAUUCUCCAUCGGAUCCCAACGAUCUAGACGAUGCAAUGGAUGGUUCCAUUGAUCCAGACUUAGGUCCAGUUAUCCGCGACACCGAUCGAGAAUCUAGUGUAGAAAGGGAUCUACAUAACGGAAUGGUGGUCACUGCUCCCGGACCUCCACCUCCCAGUGCCACCAUCAGCCCCGUCGGAGCCACACCGGGUUCAAUUAAUAAUGGUACUAGCGGAGCGGGAGGAGGUGGUGCGAAUAGCGACAGUGUAAGUUCUACCAACGGUCAAAAUCAAAGUCAGGCUGUACAACCCAACGACGAAAAUCAGCCUGGGACUAAAAGAAGAGGGCCUAGAACAACCAUCAAGGCCAAACAGCUGGAAACAUUGAAAGCAGCCUUCGCCGCAACUCCCAAACCCACCAGGCACAUCAGAGAGCAGCUGGCUCAAGAGACGGGCCUCAAUAUGCGGGUUAUACAGGUGUGGUUCCAGAAUAGGCGGUCUAAAGAAAGAAGAAUGAAACAACUGAGUACUUUGGGGGCCCGACGCCAUUUUUUCCGCAGCCCCAGGCGCGCCAUGAGACCUUUACGACCGGGUAUGUCGCCCGAUGGAUUGGAUGACAGUCCGGAAAUGGUGGGAGCACCCAAUUCCGGUUUCGCCUAUUUUUCUGGAGAUUAA
Molecule: messenger RNA, 1462 nt
Organism: Centruroides sculpturatus (bark scorpion)
Lineage: Eukaryota; Metazoa; Arthropoda; Arachnida; Scorpiones; Buthidae
Gene: Lim1
Product: LIM/homeobox protein Lhx5-like
Exons: 6
Coding region: 413-1462 (349 amino acids)
Biological process (GO): regulation of transcription by RNA polymerase II; neuron differentiation
Cellular component (GO): nucleus
Molecular function (GO): RNA polymerase II transcription regulatory region sequence-specific DNA binding; DNA-binding transcription factor activity, RNA polymerase II-specific
Source: RefSeq, a predicted model, not a curated record